UGAACUUAUAUGAUAGUCCGAACUGGAUAAAAAUCUUCUAGGUUUUUCACCUUUUUGACCCUUGUGAAUUGUUGUGUGCUUUCUGUGAUUACAACUGACGCAUCAUGCUCAAUGGAAUCAGACAAUUUGAAAUACAGGAAAGAAAUACAUGAAACGAAUGUGGAGGAGCUUGCAUUUGCUGCAACUGCUUGUUGCAAUCAGAUCUUUGAAAAAAAAAAUGGUUAGUGUGAAAUAAGAAAGGAUAGUAAACAAGUAUUAGUAGAGCUGGAAGAAACUUUUCCAAUCGGAUAGAAUUAUGUCGAUGUUUUGAGCCUGAUGCACAUUAUGGAUCUAUUUUCCGUACCAGAUAUGUUUUGUCCAAAAAGUUUGAUGCUUGUGCCACUCGGCUUCAUUUCAAAUUCAACUACGAAGGUACCUUUGGUUCAUACUGUUGUUUUAUUCAAAGAACUGUCGGGAAGCGUAUUUGGCUUCAAGAAAAUUAUCACACUGAUUACUGAAUACCUGUAUGAAUUCCUUUUUUACUACCGAUUCCUCCAUUUAUUGCCUGAUAUCUGGAUAUAAAAAAAGUGGAAGUUGGUGUAAGGAUUAUCAGUAGCCUAGGAUGAAUAAUUUAUCGAAAGAACGCAAACCUCCUUCUCUGUGGACAGAUUGAUUUCGCACUGAAUGAACUUUUUUCGCGACAAAUCGUUUUUCCCCAUCGUGUUCUGCACGAAAAUAAUGACUUCACGAGAAAUUUACUGUUGCACAUGUCUUUUUUUAAUACAAAUUGAAUUCUUUAAUUCAAUUUAGAUUGAAGCGCCAGUUUCAUAAUACUAAAGAACGAAUAAGCUUUACGGUGAAUCAGUUGAUACAUAUUUGUUAGCAAAAGUUGAUCAGCAUUAAUCAGUUUCACUCCUUCCUCACACUGAAUGCUCGAUUUCAUAAACAUAUUAUUGGGUGUUUGUAUCGGAAAUGCGUGAAAAUACAUGCAAUCUUCUCGAUGCUGAACCGUAUUUCGGACAUGGCCGAUUAUCAAAGGAGGAUUUAUCACGAAAGCUCUAACUAUUCAUUUUAAUCUAUCUGGUGGUUAUAUUUUCGUUUUCUAGGCAGUCAUCCAGUUUAAUAUCUAGUCAUUCCCGCUUCAAUAAUGAAACCAUAGACGUCGUCGUUAGCUAAAAAAAGCUAUGUUAGGUCUGUUUAUUGAACACAUCCACACAAACGGGUAUAGAUGGUACAGAAGGCAUAGAUAAAAGGUCAAUAACGCCAGAGUUGAGGCUGUUCAAAUGUUAAUCAGAAAAGUAAAAUCUAAAACUCUGCAAAGAUUUGGAGUAGGUACAACUUGUCUACUGAUUUUUUUAUGGACGCUAGGCUGGACCGAUUAUGUUUUCGAAAAGUCUUUUUCACAGUUCGAAUGGCCACCAUAUAUAAAUGUUCGGGAACAGGUACUACUAGAAUUAAAUGGUCGAGCAGCAUCUUAUGUUUAUGAAAAUGAUUGGGCUUACUUUGAACCGUUUCAUAUUCCAGCAUGUGAGAUUAUCAGGGAAGUGGAUAAAUUUUUACUGAUCAUUGUAAAAUCUUCACCACUGCAUUUCUUAAGACGUCAAACAAUACGUGUCACGUGGGGCUCAGUACUUAAUCAUUCUGAAUUUACUGUUAGGACAAUAUUUGUGAUUGGCCGAGAACGUUCUAGUCAGGAAAAUGAAAAACUGCAAAAAGAAAUUAAUUUACACAAGGAUAUAUUAGUUGGUGAUUAUAUUGACAGCUAUCAAAAUAAUACGUUGAAGUUUUUGUCAGCGGUGCAGUUUUCAUUCAGUUAUUGUCAUCAACAGUAUACUGUCCCCUAUACACUUUUUGUCGAUGAUGAUUAUUUGGUUUUGGUGCAAAACUUAGUGGCAGAAGUGAAGAAAUAUGAUGUGCAUGGUCGGCUUUAUAUGGGUUGGAGAUUUGAUACGCGACCAUUUAGGACCAGAUUUCACAAACAUCGGGUAUCAAUUGCAACAUAUCCCUUCAAUCGUUAUCCGCCUUAUAUAUCUGCUGGUGCAGUACUGCUAUCAUCACAGACCAUUCGCGAAAUGUAUUAUGCAAUACAACAUACGAGGCUUUAUCCCUAUGACGAUAUUUAUGCUGGAAUAUUAGCAAAAUUAUUGAAGCUGACCGUUAAACAUAACAAAAACAUGCGCUUCUGGAAAACAACAGUUGGUGUGGAAGAAGCAAAAAUUCUAAUUUGUGCGCAUGGAUUUGAAGGAGAGCGUCUGAAUUCAGUCUAUAAUAAGUUCAGGGCCAAAGGAAUUAUAUAAUAAGCUAAAAGCUAAGCGCUAAAGAAGGUAAAGUCAAGAACUUUCAGAAUAAAUACUGUUGAUUGAAAAAUAAACUUUAAUCAGGACUUUUA
Molecule: messenger RNA, 2368 nt
Organism: Loa loa (African eye worm)
Lineage: Eukaryota; Metazoa; Nematoda; Chromadorea; Rhabditida; Onchocercidae
Exons: 7
Coding region: 1263-2276 (337 amino acids)
Cellular component (GO): membrane
Molecular function (GO): hexosyltransferase activity
Source: RefSeq, a predicted model, not a curated record